UGCCUUCAUCUGGUGUUACCGUGCAUGGGGAAAAGUGUGUUUUGUGAUCCUUUUCGCACAAUUAAAUUCCUCCUCUGUUUAACGAAUUCUUGUGAGGAUUGUGAGCAAAUAUUUGCAUGCUUGAGAAAUCCGGCGGAUGAAAGGGGAUCGUCGUGUGAUUUCUUGGCAUCACUUGGGUGUUUUCCUUUAAUUUGCACGCCAACAUUGGGCGCGCUUGGCAAAGGAUGAAAGAGUGUCUCAGCCGGGAAGUGCGCUAGAGAGGAUAAUCCGGAAAAAUGGGGAAUGAAAGAAAGGAUUCGGAGUCGGUGAGUGUUGACAUGGACACUUCACCAUCUCCAGUGCCGGGAAUUGGCAAUUUGACUGGCUCCAUGUCACUGGAUUUGCCGAAGCCCCUGACAAUUGACGAGAAGAAGUUCCUCUUGUCCGUCGAGAGGGGCGAUUUGGCCAAUGUGAGGAGGAUGCUGCAGAAGGCCGGCCGGAAGCACCACUUCAACAUCAAUUGCAUGGAUCCGCUGGGAAGGGGCGCCCUCACGCUCGCCAUUGAUGGCGAGAAUCUCGAGAUGGUGGAGCUUCUCGUAAUCAUGGGCGUCGAGACAAGAGACGCUCUCCUGCAGGCCAUCAAUGCGGAGUUUGUGGAGGCGGUGGAGCUGCUGCUGGAGCACGAGGAGAUCAUCCACAAGGACGGCGAACCCUACAGCUGGCAGAAGGUGGACAUCAACACUGCAAUGUUCACGCCAGAUAUCACACCACUCAUCCUGGCAGCGCAUCGGAACAAUUACGAGAUCCUGAAGAUCCUGCUGGAUCGCGGAGCCACCAUUCCAGUUCCGCAUGACAUCAAGUGUGGCUGUAAUGAUUGCAUCCGGCAGUCAUCUGAGGAUUCCCUCAGACACUCCCUGUCGCGUGUUAAUGAGUACAAGGCUCUGGCCAGUCCUUCGCUGAUGGCACUCAGCUCGGCGGAUCCUCUGCUCACGGCCUUUCAGCUGUCCUGGGAACUGCGCAAUCUAGCAUUCGCCGAACAGGAGUGCAAAUCCGACUAUGUUGAGCUGCGGAAGCAAUGCCAGCAAUUCGCUGUCGAUCUCCUGGAUCAGUCACGAAGCAGCCAGGAACUCGCCAUUAUCCUCAAUCACGAUCCCGAAUCUCCGCCCUACAUGGAUGGAGAUCACAUGAAACUGGCCAGACUUGAGUUGGCCAUCGACUACAAGCAGAAGAAGUUCGUGGCUCAUCCUAAUAUUCAGCAACUCCUCGCUGCGCUCUGGUACGAAGGAGUCCCGGGCUUCCGGCGCAAGACGGCCAUGCAGAAGAUGACCAUUUGCAUGCGCGUGGCGCUGCUCUUCCCGCUCUACUGCGCGCUGUACAUGAUUGCGCCUACGUGCUCCACAGCGGAGCUCAUGAGGAAGCCCUUCAUGAAGUUCCUGAUCCACGCCUCGUCGUAUCUCUUUUUCCUCUUUUUGCUGAUCCUUGUCUCUCAGAGAGCGGAAGUCCAGGUGAUUCUCUUGUUCGGCACUGAAAGUAUGCGUCGGGAGCUGGAAGAGGAGCUGAUGAAGCAGCGCGGAAACGCACCAACUUACCUGGAACUCCUGGUAGUAGUCUAUGUCCUGGGCUUCAUCUGGGAGGAAACACAGGAGAUCUUCGCCGAGGGCAUACAGAGCUAUCUGCGCAACAUGUGGAACUUUAUAGAUUUCAUGCGGAACUUUCUAUACUGCAUGGUGGCCUGUCUGCGCAUCUUCGCGUACAUCCAGCAAACCAGCGAGAUCAGUCGUGAUCCCAGCACAGCCUACAUUGCCCGAGAACACUGGAACGACUUCGAUCCGCAGCUAAUCGCCGAGGGACUCUUCGCGGCGGCGAACAUCUUCUCAGCACUGAAGCUGGUGCAUCUCUUCUCCAUAAAUCCUCAUCUGGGACCACUUCAAAUCUCGCUAGGUCGCAUGGUGAUCGACAUCGUGAAGUUCUUCUUCAUCUACUCACUCGUGCUGUUCGCCUUCGCGUGCGGCCUGAAUCAGCUGCUGUGGUACUUUGCCGAUCUGGAGAAGCAGAAGUGCUACUCACUGCCCGGAGGAUUGCCUGAUUGGAAUGCCCACUCGGACGCCUGCAUGAAGUGGAGACGAUUUGGAAACCUCUUUGAGUCCUCGCAGUCGCUCUUCUGGGCGAGCUUCGGCAUGGUGGAGUUGGAGACAUUCGAGCUAGCCGGGAUUAAGUCCUACACACGCUUCUGGGGCCUCCUCAUGUUCGGCAGCUACAGUGUGAUCAAUGUGAUUGUGCUGCUGAACCUCCUCAUCGCCAUGAUGUCCAAUUCGUAUGCCAUGAUCGACGAGCACUCGGACACAGAGUGGAAGUUCGCGAGGACGAAGCUGUGGAUGAGUUACUUCGAGGACAGCGCGACACUGCCGCCGCCGUUCAACAUUUUCCCCUCGAUGAAGCUGCUCAUGCGGCUUUUUGGUUGCUCCAAGAAGAAGAAGAGGGUGAUCGAGAGGAAAUCCACGAUCCGACGCAAUCAGGAGAAGGAGCGCGAGCACAGGUAUACUAGUGUCAUUCGGGCUCUGGUGUGGCGUUACGUCUCUGCCAUGCACAGGCGAUGCGAGGAGGACAGCGUCACGGAGGAUGACAUCAAUGAGGUCAAGAUGGAGAUCUCAGCCAUGCGAUACGAGUUGAUAGAAGUCCUGGGUCUCAAUGGCAUGGACAUAUCGAUUGUGCAGCGAAAGGAGAAGACGGUGCUGGCCAAGAGGAUGAAGGUCUGGGAGCGUCGCCUCAUGAAGGACUUCCACGUGGCCGCCGUGGGUGCAGAGGGUGAAGAUGAGACGGCCGAAGCGCCUCCGGCCGGUACUGAGACGGGCCUGGAUAAAUUCCGCCGCGUGGCCAGGCAGGUGGCCAACGCCUCCACCAGCCACAUGUGGGGCCAGGUGAUGCAGGGCGUGGGCAUUCAGAUGGACUCCCAGAUUGGCCGAUGUCGCAAUCGAGAGAGCUUCAAGAAGCAGCAGAAUUUGCUGCGCGCCAUGGAAGAGGCCAAGAGGCUGGUGCAGCGCAGUCCCAGGCAUCGCAGUGGCAGUGUUACACCGGUUGAUCUUGUGGAUCCCACGACGAACACUCUCAUGGAGCUGCUGAAGAACAUGCAGGAUGAAAUUGGGGAAAUAUCACCAAGAGGCACCUUGAAUCCGUCCAAGGAAGGCAAAAGUAGAGCCACUUCGCCAGCAGCGCAGAUUCUUCAGGGGUUGGCAAAGAGUCCCAGGCCAGAGAGGAUUCCUGAGGUCCCCAAGAAAAUGGAGAAUAUUCCUGCUCCUAGUGUUUCAGGUGUGGUGUCGCCACCUCCCAAAUCCGACGUCAGCUCUCCUCCCAGUAUCACUUCACCGCCGAGUGUGACGUCUCCGCCCAGGAUCACUUCCCCGCAAAGUGUAACACCUCCGCAAAGUGUUACACCUCCACAAAGUGUCACAUCUCCGCCCAGGAUCACCUCUCCACCGCCUGAGAUCCUCAUCACCUGCUCAGACAAGCUUCCCGACACUUCCAACCAGUACAAGGUGAUCAAGAGAAAGGCUCCUGCUGCUGCAGACAUCGCAGUUUCGCGACCUGUGGCAGCGAAGCCGCCUGCCGGUCAAGGCAUGAUCCCACCUCCGCCGUCCAAGACGGAAUCAAGUCCUGCCAAGGCUCUGUCGCCUCCGAAAAUUCCCCCACCGACGCCGCGAAAGAGCAGCAUUCCAGGAAUCGAGUCUCUGGCUCUGGAUCCGGGUGUGUCUGGCAGUCGGGAGAAGCUGGUGUCGGACAAGGAGGAGGAAGAGAAACCCGUUUCUUCUCCCCCGGCGUGUCGAAAGCCCGCAAAGAUUGCUGAAGAGGUGAAGCUUUCAAUCCCGAAGCCCGCCAGGAGACAAUCCAAAGAUGGGUGGCUCUAGUCAAUUAGCAAUAAGUGUAUUUCAUGAUUUUGAGAGUUCUCAAUCUGCCAUCGGGAAAAUUGCUGCUGUGGCAUUUUCCUCACUCCACUCCAAUCAAUUUUGUUGAUUCCUGAGGAGGAGAUUUGCAUUCUUUCCACGAGUGCGCCAUCAAUUGUGAUGGAAAGUGCUGAAAGUGUAUUUGGACGUGGAAAAGUGUGAGAAAACACUUCCGUCAUCAAUUAAUAUUGGGUGAAUUUAAUUAAUUGUAACUCUAAGUGAAUCUCCCUGAAAAUACUUCAACGUCAAUUCACGGGCGCUCUUCUCCUUCGCCCGUUGCCUUCGGAAAAAGCGUAUGAUGGGAAUUAAAUUUGAAUAAGAGAGAGAGAGAGCGCCAGAAGUGAGGGAAAGAGAGUGUAAUAAGAUGAGAAAUUUAUGAAUUUAUGUAAAAAUGGAGGGAAUUUAAAUAAAAAUUCAUAAUAUUGCGGGUCUUAUCCAUAAGAAA
This is a messenger RNA of Phlebotomus argentipes, 4362 nucleotides long. It is a transcript of the gene trpl, whose product is annotated as transient-receptor-potential-like protein. Gene Ontology annotation, biological process: manganese ion transport; calcium ion transmembrane transport; regulation of cytosolic calcium ion concentration. The record is from RefSeq and is a predicted model, not a curated record. The transcript is spliced from 8 exons. Lineage: Eukaryota; Metazoa; Arthropoda; Insecta; Diptera; Psychodidae. Gene Ontology annotation, cellular component: membrane; cation channel complex. Gene Ontology annotation, molecular function: protein binding; inositol 1,4,5 trisphosphate binding; store-operated calcium channel activity. The coding region runs from base 276 to 3881 and encodes 1201 amino acids.